UAGACUACAUUUUUUAUUCAAACCAACUCCAUACUCUUUUCCUUUCCCAUUUGCUACGACACAACAUAUGGACUUUUAAGAAACAUCACAAUUUCUAUAUUCUAUAUUCCUGUGGAAUAAUCAAUGGAUUGUAUGUUGGCACUGACAAGUCUACUCUCUACCGACAACUCAGGAGAUUCCUAAUGAAAUGAAAGCCUUUGCACACAACCUCUCAUUUCCAUCAGUGUUAUCCUUCUCAGGGUUUUCGCUGCUUCUUCGCCGGCUCUGUCAUUAUACACACGUCACUCUGUGCUGUGCCUCUGUGCUGGCGAUGCAGGAUGUAAAAUGAUCCUGCUUCUCACGAUGUCUGAGACUUUGUGAGACUGAAGGUCGGCAGGUAUAUCGGGAAAUGAGUUUUACUCUGUCCGUACUGCUGCUUCAGUUACUGUCCGUCACCCACUCAGAUGUCAUCCAAAAAUACACUUUGAGGAGUGGUUCUAUUGAACUCAUUGGACAGGUCCCAAAUGUGCUUGUUGAGUCAGUCAUGUGGACACGCAACAAAGACAAAGUUGCAGAUUGGGAUAAGGGAGACAUGACGCCAACAUAUUAUCCUACAUUAGAUAAGACUGAACUCAACAUGGACACAUGGGCUCUGACCCUCUCUGACCUGCAGCCUACAUGUAAUGGUCAAUAUGCACUUCAGAUCAAUGGUAUAGAAACAGCCAAGUCUUUUCAACUGAUUGUACUAGAAUCUGUUCCUGGGCCAAACAUCAGCACAAACUGUGACCAGAGGAGCUGCAACUUGACCUGUCAAGGAGCAGGUAUUGAUCACACUGAGUACAGCUGGACUGAUAACCAAGGGAGAAACGAGAGAGGAUCUGUGCUGAAGGUGGAGAAGACUAAGGGACUCGACAGGGUCUACACCUGCAACUUCAGCAAUCCAGUGAGCUGGAAUACAAGCAGCGUCAGAGAGAGAGAGCUGUUCCCUCCAGAAGAUGCUAACCUGUACAUUAUCCUGGGAUCUAUGGGCGGGGCUGUCCUCAUAGCUGCAGCUAUUGGAAUUGGAAUUGCAGUGUACAUCAAAAAGAGAAAAGUGCCGGAUGGAGAAGAGCAGGGUGGACAAGUGCCGGGUGGAAAAGAGCCAGGACCAGCAGAUGAAGCGAAUGGAGAGGAUGAAAACAGGAGGUUCCUGCCAUCACAACAGCCAUUACAACAACAGGCACUGCAACAACAAGGAAUUCAAAUGUCACGAAUUGAAAGUACCGAUGCUGUAUGUGAGAUGAACGCAAUGGCAUAAAAGAGCCAGAUCCAUUGAGGGCCAUUACCCAAUAUUUAAGUACCGGUACUGUUACGUAUCAAAGACUUGACCCACGUUUUUGAAGUACUGCAGUGGUGUGACAUCCGAGCAGCCACAAAAAUAUUUUGUCCUGUGAUUUGUCCUGCUUUGUUGAACAAUACCAAAGGUGCUAUUUCUGUCAGAACUGGAUUUAUUGUCACACUAGCUGUGGAUGCAUGAAAGAUAGAUCUUCUCAUGAAAUACACACACUAUACACUUUUCUAAAAUCGCUAGAUUUGUGCCCAUGUGACUUUUACCUCUUGUAAACUCUUAAUAGGGAGAUUCCUAAAUGAUUUCAUGAUUGUGUGUAUUCUAGGGCAAAUAUAAUGGGAUGACAAUUAAACGAUAAUGCAACGAUGCCCAAACUCUUUGUUAGGAAGGGUCAGUGUUUACAUGAUGCAAAUGCUGCUGUCAUCACAUUAAUGAAGAAUGAUUUAGACUAUAUGUUUGUGUGACACGUAGGGGUUUUAUUUCUUAAAGAGUGCUAUAUACAUGUUUAAAAUUUAAGAUUGUUUAAAUGUGUACACUUGUAAGUUAUCCAGUAUGUAUCAUUUUAUUGUAUAUUCUUUUAUUUUGACAUGGUUUUCUUUUAUCCUUCCAGCAUUUGAUUGAAAGAUUAAAUCUAUCCAUCUAUAUCUAA
Alosa alosa (allis shad) is the source of this 1955-nucleotide messenger RNA. RefSeq lists its product as uncharacterized. The record is from RefSeq and is a predicted model, not a curated record. The transcript is spliced from 8 exons. The coding region runs from base 389 to 1276 and encodes 295 amino acids. NCBI's taxonomy places the organism in Eukaryota, Metazoa, Chordata, Actinopteri, Clupeiformes, Clupeidae.